Molecule: messenger RNA, 5745 nt
Organism: Mytilus trossulus (common blue mussel)
Lineage: Eukaryota; Metazoa; Mollusca; Bivalvia; Mytilida; Mytilidae
Exons: 16
Coding region: 100-4830 (1576 amino acids)
Biological process (GO): cell communication
Cellular component (GO): membrane
Molecular function (GO): calcium ion binding
Source: RefSeq, a predicted model, not a curated record
AAUAAGGAGUGGAAUAAUAUUUAAUAUUUAAAAUGAACCACACAUAAUAGUUGGAAGCACAUUCUUUCAAUCAUUUGAGUUUAGUAGAUUAAGACAGAUAUGUUUAGGAUAUUUUCACUCUUCAUAUUUUUCAUACAGUUGACGAUAGUCUCACUGGAACAAUACUCAUUAGGAACUUAUUUCAACGAUUCUUUUUUAUCCUGUAAAAGUAAUGAAUGUCAUAAAAAUGGAACAUGUGUUGGAGACAAAUGUUCUUGUCCAAAUGGUUACACUGGAGUUCUUUGCCAGAGUGAAAUAUUAGAAUGUCUGACAGAACCAUGCCAACACAGUGGAAUAUGUAAUGACCGUAUUGGUACUUUCACAUGUACAUGUGUAACUGGAUACAGUGGAAGACUAUGUGAAAUAGAUUCUACACAAUCUACAACGACUCCUAAACCACGUGACUGUCCGCCAUGUUUGAAUGGUACAUGUCUGCACGAUAUUUUUGGCGCGGUUUGUAUAUGCAAUAAUGGAUACACUGGAAGAGAUUGCUCCGUUCCGUUAGUAGACCCAAAUGUUGUGAGUACAUGUCAAGAAUAUUAUUAUGGCCCUGAUUGUCGAAAAUUCUGCAAAGAAUUUGAUGAUUGCGCGAAUGGACAUUAUUAUUGUGAUCCUACAACUGGACAUAAAAUAUGUCGAUCUGGAUGGUCAGGCCAGAACUGUACUAACCGUGACAUUCCAAACUACCUUGACAAAGAAUGUCCUCCAAGUUUGACAUGUAAAAAUGAUGGGCAUUGCUUUAACGGUUCUUGUUGUUGUCGAGAUGGCUACACAGGUAAAUAUUGUCAAACUGAACAACUGAAAUGCUCAGAAAACCCGUGCCCUCCUGGCUGCACGUGUCAUCAAAUGAACAAAGGUCACCACUGUCACUGUCCAUCUACAAAACAACCAGUAACGACAGCACCAGAUACCACACAAGAGUCAACCAUUAAAUCAACAUCUACAACCAAACCUACAACAAAAGUAACAAACACACUAGCUUCAACAUCUCAAACCACAACCAAACCUACAACCAAACCUACAACAAAAGUAACAACCACAUUAGCUUCAACAACAGUUCAACAAACAACAAGAAGGAAAACCACCCCUUCUCAAUUUUCUACAAUUAAGCAAGAAGUAGGAUUUUGUUCUGAAACAAAAUGUGACCAAAACAAUAAGUGCAUCAAUGCCACUGUACCUGGACUAUGUUAUUGUUUAAUUGAUAAAGCAUACUUCUGUCCGUACGUACUGAAACCAACCUUAUCACCUUUUUCAUUGCCAACUACUUCAAUAAUUUCAACUUCAAAACAGACACAAACCACUAAGAAACCAACCAAAUUAACCACUACACCAACAACCACACCAACCAUCACAACACCAACCACUACCACACCAACUACAACACCAACAACUACAUCAACAACCAAACCCACUACACAAACAACCACUACACCAACUACAACACCAACAACUACAUCAACAACCAAACCCACUACACAAACAACCACUACACCAACAACAAUAACAACCACUACACCAACUACAACACCAACAACUACAUCAACAACCAAACCCACUACACAAACAACCACUACACCAACAACAAUAACAACUACUACACCAACUACAACACCAACAACUACAUCAACAACCAAACCCACUACACAAACAACCACUACACCAACAACAAUAACAACCACUACACCAACUACCACACAAACUACAACACCAACCACUACACCAACUACCACACCAACCACAACACCAACCACAACACCAACAACAACACCAACUACAACACCAACCACUUCAACAACAAGCACACCCACAACAACAACAACUAAACCAACAACAAUACAAUCAACAACACCAAAGACGAUUCCAUUAACAUUGUCAACGGUUAUACCGGAACAUGGAUUUUGUAUUGAAACUAAAUGUGACUCAAAUGUAAAAUGUAUUAAUGCAACCGGUCCAGGAUUGUGCUACUGUGUGUUAGAUAAGGCAUAUUUUUGUCCUUUCAAAAUAAACCCGACAGCAAAGGAAACUACAACAGAAACUACCACAGCGACUUCAACAUCUACUCAACCUACUACGGAGUCAACUACUACACAUACAACGGAGUCUACUCCCUUACCAACUACAGAGUCUACUCAUUCACCAACUACAGAGUCUACUCAUUCACCCACUACGGAGUCAACUUCUUCACCCACUACGGAUUCAACUCCUUCGCCUACUACGGAGUCAUCUCCUUCAUCAACUACGGAAACAACUCAUUUACCAACUACAGAGUCAACUCCUUCACCCACUACGGAAACAACUCCUUUACCUACUACGGAAUCAACUUCUACGGAGUCCACCUUUUCACCCACUACUAAGUCAACAGCUUUACCUACAACAGAGUCAACACCUUUACCCACUACAAAGUCAACAGCUUUACCUACUACAAAGUCAACAGCUUUACCUACAACAGAGUCAACUACAUUGCCAACAACAAGACAAACUACAAAACCAACACCAAGACAAACAGCAAAACCAACAACUUCACCAACUACAUCAACCAUUAAACCUACAACAGUAUCUACAACUCCAUCUAUGAAAUCAACGAUGAAAACGACUUUAGCAACAACAGAACCAACAUCGAUGGCUAUAAAAUUGACAACAUCUGCUACACCUAAUACAGACUUCGCUGUAUUUUUGAACGGAACAGUUAAACCAGAGGAAAUUCAAAUACUGCAAUCACACUUAAACAAGGCAGGCAAUAAAUCAGGUGAUGGAAAUUGUUUUCCGAACAUCACGAUAACAAACGUUGAACCAAUGAUCAAUAUAAAUUUACAACAGGCAUCAAAAGUACAGUUUCAUGCUGAUGAGUGUUUCAACGGUACUAACGACAAAUUUUUGGAAAACUUAAAGAACGAAUUUAAAAGCAAACCAUUACUACAAACUAAUGUGCCCUUAACCCCAACCACCACGUAUUCGUUGGUCAGUCUGAAUGACGCAUUAUAUGAUAUAGAUCUUAUUGGUUAUGUCUAUCAGGAUAAUCUGCAAUACAUUAAAGAUAAACUGAAGAAAACAUGGAAAACAGCACGUGGAGAUACAAAAAACGUAGACAUUCUAGUUGCGAACUCUUUGCAAAUGAUUGGCAAAUACGGAACUAGAGUAACGAAGAUCCAAUAUCUUGCAAGCUCUCGGGGCUCUUUGAUCACCCCGAAGAGUCACACACCACCAUCUACGUCUGUCAUUAAUGACGAGUUCCAGAAAUGUUGUGAAAAAGGACAACAACAUCUUGCUACAGUGUUCAUUCAACCUCUAUACCACUACUCACAGGGAGUUCGGAUAACAAUAAAUAAACCCGCGAAAGAUAUCAAACUGGAUGACGUUAAACGACAACUGAAAUCGAAUUAUAUGUCUUCUUUGAAAGACAGUAAUAAAUGUUCUAUUGGCUGUAAACUAGAUGUUGAGGUGGCUUCAUUAGAAAAAACGUUAGACUCUGGAAAAACCGACGCUGUUUACUUUCCAAUUUUGAAUGGAAGUCUUAUUAACGACAAUGGCCAAUUAGGUAUUCACAAAAAUCUUCAAGCAUGCGAUUCCAGUUGUGCCUCUAGCAGACGACAAUACUUUGAUAUAGGAGGAGGAAUAAAGCUAAGAGAUAUGGGAUCUGUAAGACGGGCGCUCAUUUUAAAUAACGGUGCGGCACGACAUACUAGAGCAGUUGCUGAUCUAAAUAUGGUAAAAAGCAAUUACUUAACAUCAAAUGGGUAUCCAGUAACGAGAGUAUGGUAUUCUGAACCAUUUAAUGACAGCAAAAUACAGUGGCCUAAUCCAAACUCUGCAGGAAGAUUAGAUUCAAUUAUGAAAGAGCUGUCUGCCUCUAAUAAAACUAUAGUUUUAAAUGAAACACAGAAACUUUUCGAAAUAAAUCUUGAAGGAGAGGUUCCAGCAAGCCAACUUAAUAAUAUCAAUAAUGCUAUAAUUUCGGCUUGGAAAAACUUCAAUUCAGAUCUACAAAACAGCGAUUUAGGAUUAACAAUUAAAACGUGGGACAAGAAUUACUUCUCCGAGAAUUCUGGACAUAGAGUGACGAAAGUAAAGUAUGUUGUUUCUGUUUUGAAUGCUGAUUCUUCUAACACAGCAUUACAGGAGCCAAAUGAAAAUGUUACCAAGCAUAACCUUCCAAAGGGAAUUUCUACUUGUGAAUGUAUAGCUAGAAAAUUUAGAGAGAUCAGGAUUACAGGACAGAUCGACAUGAUUGAUAGAACUAAAAUUCAAAAUGUUUUAAAACUCAUUUGGACAUCGGAGAACACAGGUCUUGGGGUCAACAUAAACACCAAAGUUGUGAAUGUUCAUAAAGGGUUCCAGACAAAUAACGGUAAACCUGCUGCAAAGAUUGAGUAUUACAUAUCACCUAGUUUACAAAGUGGAGGGUAUGUCGAUGAGGAUAAUUUGGACCAACCCUCUUAUCAAAACAUCAAAUUAAAAUUACAACAACAACUUUCUGGUUUAAAAGUGGUUGAGACAGCACUUGUCCAAAAACCUUCAGCUAAUGAGGAAAAAGAAUCGAAAACAUGGAUUUACGUCGUCAUUGGUGUGGCUGUUGCACUGCUAUUAAUAAUCAUUUUACUGUCGCUUAUCAUACUGUACAGGAGAUUAAGACGUAUUGAAUCAAGAACACUCAAACAAAGUCCCGGUGAGAUGAAUGGUUAUGACAAAGAACAUUUCUCCGAACAACCAGAUUUCGAUAGCCCUAAUUAUAGUUUUAGUGAAAACGAAGUUGCUGAAAACGAAAAGAAUGGUACAUAUAUGGUAAACUCGUGAACCAAUGUAGCUUCAGCAUAGUCAAUUACACGUGAAGAGUUAUAAACUUAAAAUAUGUUGAUACGUAAAUUAUAAAAGAAGUAUCAGCACCUAACGAAAUUACCUCCAUCUAGAGCAUAAUCUGGAAAGAUUACAUAUAAUUGUGUGAAAAAUAUUGUCAUUAUGAUAAGAUUGGGACUUUUAUUUGUGAUCAUCUAUGAACAUAACAACGAAAUAUACUCAUUAAGGUACAUUGUAAAUAGUUGUAAAUAAGUAUUAUAUUGUAUGUAUAUAAACGUAAAAAUGGUCAAAGAUGUAGUUUGAAAGAUGAAUGAGCCUUAUGAUAUCAAUAUAGAUUCAUCGACAAUUACUAUUAAUGUCUUGCGUCUUGUAGCAAAAUUCGUGAAGGGUCAUUCAUGGCUUUGUAAAAUGUAUGUAUGAAAAACCUGAACUAGUAUUGGUCUUUGUGUACUGUUAAUGAUCUUUUUGUCUUAUUAUAAAAACUCAUCAGAAAUACCAUGCUUAUAAUUUGGUACGCUGACCGUGCUUUUCGUCUUAUCCGUAUCGCUGGACACAAAACAAUAUGUAUACACUAAAAAUAAUGAACAUUCGAUAUCAACCUCUUAAUCCAAAUGAAAAACAGGGAAUGUUUGAUCAGCUCAAACAGGACCAUGAAGAAGUGCCUGCUAUUCAGAAAUCCUCAACACUCUUACUGAUACUAUUAAAAGUUUAUUCGGCGUUGACAUUUUGGUGGAUUGUUGUGGUGCUAAUAAUCUUCUUUUACUGGAUGAUCAGAAAAUGUUUAGGAGGCGUCCUUUCGUUAACAACUGAUAAACCAUUCAUUGCUAAUAAUUGGUUAUCCAUUUAGUAAACCAAAGAAAAAAAAACGUGCAAGCAACUUGUAUCGAACAAUAUCGCUCGCCUUAUAUUUAAAGC